UUUAUAUGUCAUUUGCUUCCUACAACAGGACUAAAGAAUUUCAAUACAAGCUGUUCAAAGAGCAUCUCCAGAAAGAAGAUCCUUUCACGGAGCCAAGCAACCUGGGCUGAAAUUCAAAGACCUCUGUCUUCUUGAAUGAAUCUUAGAUGCUCUUGCUGCCUAAAGUUUCAUUCGGCAGCAUCACUCUUACUUAUAUUGUAAUCAAUCUCUACUCCCAUAUCUUUCCAAUCUCAUUCCCAACAUCAGCCUUCUCCUCCCUUUUCGUGAUGCAAGCAGCUCUUCCUCUUCACCACCUCUCAAAGCCUUCCCACGCAAUGGAAACACUCCCAAUCGAGAUCAAGCUAGAAAUCCUCCGCCAUGCUCUCCACUCCUCAGUCCCCCUCGCCUUCUGUCCUCUCCCUCUCUCCCGUUCAGAAUCCCGCAGAGAGUUCGCAAAGUACCCCACACAAACGUAUCUCCGUCAACGCUACUCCUCCACCCUCCGCCUCGCCUUAUGGAAUCAAUGUCUCAUUAACGAGCCUGUGACAAAACAAUUCAUGGAAACAUUCUCAGUACUUUCACUAGUGUCCAAAUCCACGAGGGAAUCGACAAGAAAGAUUUUCUUCGGGGAGAAUAAAUGGGUGCUACACAUCACCAGAACGUUCAACGCCAUUUCUUGGAUCGAGAAGUAUUGGGGCGUGGAAGUGCUGGGUCUGAUGCGAGACGUUCGAAUUGAAGCCCAGGCUUUACGGAAAGCUUGUUUCAAUGCACUUGAUGUUUUUACAACAGCCGCAGCUCCAGGUGGGAGGUUGAACAGUCUUGAAGUCCAGUGGUUGGAGAAAACAAGGCCACUGCAAACUGCGAUGAGAAAAGCCCGAGGUGAAAAUGAUGAGACGUGGCACUUUCAUCCUAUGCUUAGGGACCAUGGAUUGGAAAGGAAUUCUGAAGGUGGGAGGGGCUUGAUUAUCCAGCCUGGGGAAGAGCACGAAUACGAUGAAGAUGAUUUGGGGACGAAGUAUGAGGGGGUGAAUUCGGAGCCCGAGGAGUGGCAGGAGAACGAAGUUGUGCUUGUGCCGCUCGGGAAGCUGAGAGGAGUUCGGAAGGUGAGGAUCGAGGGAACUGUGAGGGAGAAGUGGGCGACAUGGUUAGAAGGUGUUAUGAUGUCCAAGCCUGAAGAAGAUGUGGAGGAAUUUCCACUCUCGGCUGCGGGGAGACGUAUACUGGGACUACUUGAGGACGCAGAUGGACUUUUGUUGCUGCAGAACUGAAAUGAGAUUAUCAAAGGAUCUUUAAGCUAAAGCAGGCAGCUGUACAUUGGACUAAUAACAACACUUGGCAGUAUUGCAGAAUUUGACGGCAACCAUAUUGUUCGCAGGAUGUUGCAGUAUGAAGAUUUUCAAUAGAU
Messenger RNA from Mollisia scopiformis, 1384 nucleotides. RefSeq lists its product as uncharacterized. The coding region runs from base 147 to 1247 and encodes 366 amino acids. NCBI's taxonomy places the organism in Eukaryota, Fungi, Ascomycota, Leotiomycetes, Helotiales, Mollisiaceae. The record is from RefSeq and is a predicted model, not a curated record. The transcript has a single exon.